Messenger RNA from Spea bombifrons (plains spadefoot toad), 2718 nucleotides. RefSeq names its product zinc finger protein 383-like. The transcript has 7 exons. The record is from RefSeq and is a predicted model, not a curated record. Bases 1 to 2568 code for a protein of 855 amino acids. Gene Ontology annotation, biological process: regulation of transcription by RNA polymerase II. Gene Ontology annotation, molecular function: RNA polymerase II cis-regulatory region sequence-specific DNA binding; DNA-binding transcription factor activity. Lineage: Eukaryota; Metazoa; Chordata; Amphibia; Anura; Pelobatidae.
AUGAUGUCCCUGCUGACUGGAGAGGUUCCUGUGAGGUGUGAUGAUGUCACUGUCUAUUUCUCCAUGGAGGAGUGGGAGUAUUUAGAAGGACACAAGGAGCUUUACAGGGACGUGAUGAUGGAGACCCACCAGCCCCGCGGCUCUCCGGGUAAGAGGUUUAAUCCCUGCGACGCGUCCGAGGUCAGAGAUCGAGCCCCUAAUUCUCCGCUGGACUGUAAGACGUCUCAUUUUAUUAAGGAGGAAUCCGCCUCAUGUGAAGAGACAGACAUUUGUGACCCGGCGGAGUCUCCACAGACAGAGCUCACAUCGACUCGUAAUGAGGACGGAUCCCCCUCAGAUGAAGACGGAAAUGUCUCAGCCCCCGAUACACACACAGAGCACGACGGGGGGGAUAACACGUCUGUCCACGUAAAGGAGGAAUCCGCUUCCAAUGAAGAUUGUUGGAUCCCAACCGAACACAAGGGAUCUACUUCUACUGAUAAAACCCAAACCAGUAACACACAUUUUCAGUGUGAAACACCCCCCGAUGAGGGUACAUAUAGCUGCCCCGAGUGUCAGGAACGGUUUACCAGUGACUCUGAUCUUCUUCAGCAUCAGAACAUCCAUAAAAUAACGGUGGUCUCCUCUCGGGCCUCAGGGAAAACUUCUUAUUUUAAUCCUAUGCCCAUUAAGCAUCCACCUAUUCACAUCGGGGAGAAGUCUCAUUCCUGUCCCAAGUGUAGGAAAUGUUUCAACACUAACUUGCAGCUUGUUCAGCAUCUUAGAAUUCAUGUAGCAGAGAAGCCUUAUACCUGUGUUGUGUGUGGGAAAUUCUUUAAUUCUAGCUUGAACCUUGAUCAACAUCUCAUAAAUCACAUGCGCGUGAAACCUUAUUCCUGUACAGAGUGUGGGAAAUGUUUCACCAGUAACUGGAACCUCGUGCAGCACCUCAGAAUUCACACCGGCGAGAAGCCUUAUUCCUGUUACGAGUGCGGGAAACGUUUUACCGUGAACUCAAACCUCGUAAGACAUUUCAGAAUUCACACCCACGGGAAGCCUUAUCCCUGUCCGGAGUGCGGGAAAUUAUUUAACUGUAACCCACAGCUUGUUCAGCAUCUCAGAACUCACACUGGGGAGAAGCUGAAAGAGUCCGGUUUAGGACUGAACAUGGACAAGGAUCCGGUGGCUGAGAAGAUCUUGAGCCUCACCCUGGAGAUCAUCUCCCUGCUGAGCGGAGAGGAUUAUAUGAUUGUGAGGAAGCCCCGUGACUGCGUCCCACCCAGCGACGGCCCCCGUGUGUCAGACGGACCCCCUGGGACCCGGAGCCCCAGCCCGGUGCCUCCACCUCACUCGCUGACCCUCGAGAGGAACCGCGAGCAGAAGAUCCUGGAACUGACCAACAAGAUGAUGUCCCUGCUGACUGGAGAGGUUCCUGUAAGGUGUGAUGAUGUCACCGUCUAUUUCUCCAUGGAGGAGUGGGAGUAUUUAGAAGGACACAAGGAGCUUUACAGGGACGUGAUGAUGGAGACCCACCAGCCCCGCGGCUCUGCGGACGCGUCCGAGGUCAGAGAUCGAGCCCCUAAUUCUCCGCUGGACUGUAAGACGUCUCAUUUUAUUAAGGAGGAAUCCGCCUCAUGUGAAGAGACAGACAUUUGUGACCCGGCGGAGUCUCCACAGACAGAGCUCACAUCGACUCGUAAUGAGGACGGAUCCCCCUCGGAUGAAGACGGAAAUGUCUCAGCCCCCGAUACACACACAGAGCACGACGGGGGGGAUAAUACGUCUGUCCACGUAAAGGAGGAAUCCGCCUCCAAUGAAGAUUAUUGGAUCCCAACCGAACACAAGGGAUCUACUUCUACUGAUAAAACCCAAACCAGUAACACACAUUUUCAGUGUGAAACACCCCCCGAUGAGGGUACAUAUAGCUGCCCCGAGUGUCAGGAACGGUUUACCAGUGACUCUGAUCUUCUACAUCAGACCAUCCAUAAUAGAUCGGCGGCCUCCUCUCUGGCCUCAAGGAAAAGUUUUCGAUCUAAAUCUAAGCGCAUGAGGCAUCAGCGUAUUCACAAAGGUGAGAAGCCUUAUUCAUGUUCCGAGUGCGGGAAAUGUUUCACUAGCAACUCACAGCUUACUCGACAUGUGAAAAUUCACACCGGGGAGAAGCCUUUUUUGUGUUCUGAGUGUGGAAAAUGUUUUAACAGGAACUCAAACCUUCUAAAACAUCUAAUUAUUCACACCGGGGAGAAGCCUUAUUCCUGCUCGGAGUGCGGGAAAUGUUUUAACACAAACUCAAACCUUGUAAAACAUCUCAGAAUUCACACCGGGGAGAAGCCUUAUUCCUGUUCUGAAUGUGGGAAAUGUUUUAACCAGAACUGGAACCUUGUUCAGCAUCUCAGAAUUCACGCUCAGGAGAAGCCUUAUUCCUGUCCCAAGUGUGGGAAGUGUUUUGCUGUUACCUCACACCUUGUUCAGCAUCUCAGAACACACACCGGGGAGAAGCCUUAUUCCUGUUCCAAGUGCGGGAAACGUUUUAACAGGAACGCAAUCCUUGUUCGACAUCUCAAAAUUCACACUGGGGUGAAGCCAUAAGACUGUAUGGACUGCGGCAAAUGUUUCAACACAAAAUCCCAUCUGAUUAGGCACCACAUCACACCCAGGGCAGAAACUCCAUGUGUUAUAAGGGCUGAUAUGUGUUACCCAACAAUAGCUAAGUCAUGUUCUUGUAUCAUCUACUUAACA